Molecule: messenger RNA, 543 nt
Organism: Coprinopsis cinerea okayama7#130
Lineage: Eukaryota; Fungi; Basidiomycota; Agaricomycetes; Agaricales; Psathyrellaceae
Exons: 1
Coding region: 1-543 (180 amino acids)
Source: RefSeq, a predicted model, not a curated record
AUGCCUUGCAGCCACCCCGCUUCAACUUCGGCUGGGCAUUCGACGACAACACAAUGCACGCCAUCGCCGAGCGAUGCGGGUUCCCCAGCUUCUCCGACGGGCUCAACCGGCACAGACAAACACGGCAACCCAGGAAAACCACUCAUCGACUGCGAACUCGCUUCGCCGCUCCUUCACGCCGUGCUCACCGAGCGGUUCCCAGACCUCAUGUGGGAGUUUGACCAUGUUGGCCGCGGGAAAGAGGCAAAGUUUGGACCGAUUCGGAUUGAGACUGUGCAUGGUGGGGAGGAGUGGAGAGCGAUUCCGUGUAUUGUUAUGACGGAUAAUAGUAGGAAGAGUGGGAACCGCAGACCCAAGCAGGAGCAUAUCGAUACGCUUCGUGAGUUCUUCGGGAUUGGAAAGGAGGAGGACGGCAAGUUCGAACCGUAUGGAGGACCGGAACCACUGUGGCGGCUGGACGUGCUGUAUCCCACUUGGAAGUACUAUGAUUCGAGGCUUUAUGAGAUCGAGAAUGGGUGGCUGAAGGAACGGUAUUGCACAUGA